Messenger RNA from Phaedon cochleariae (mustard beetle), 3526 nucleotides. The record is from the annotation of a GenBank genome assembly. NCBI's taxonomy places the organism in Eukaryota, Metazoa, Arthropoda, Insecta, Coleoptera, Chrysomelidae.
AAUAUGGAAUGGCUAAAUUCCCUACUACCUACAAGGAAUUCGAAAUCUUCAAUAAUCAAUUCAGAUGACGAAUGUGAUCCUCAGGCUUGCUAUGACAGUUUCAAAGAACACUGGCACCAAGUUCUCAAAAUUUUUAAUAGAGUUCAGCAAUCUCCAAGUCAUGAUGAUGUGUUGGGAGUGGUAAACCAUUUAGAACAAAUGGUCACUUUGCUACAGUAUGACAUGAAGAGAAAUGAUAGAUUAUGCAUGUCAAUAUCCUCUUCCCAUUGUCUAGAGCACUUACUGAAGGAAAAUAUUCUAGAAAAAUUAUUCCAAUGGAGUACACAAUCUGGCAGGUACAUUAAUGCAAUAAGAUGUGAACAACUAAAAUUGUAUCAAAUGCUAAUCAGUCAGUCAAGACAUAUUUUGCUGAUGCAUGAACCAUUUUUGAGACCAAUGAUAAGAUUAUUAUGUUCCUGUGAUGGAGAAGUAUUCUCUAGAGAAGUUGAAAACUUACUGGUUGAUCUAAUAAACCAACUUAGUGCUCUUCUUAUGCAAAAUAUAGAGUUCAUCAAUCUAUUUUUUCAAGAAAUUAGAAAUGUACAAAGUUUUAUAAUAUUCUCACUAUUGAUACAAUUUGUCCAUAGAGAAGACUCUAUUGGAAUGAGAGCAAGAGAUGCUCUCCUUCUUUGUAUGUCCCUAUCAAAGAAAAAUAAUAAAGUUGCUGUUUAUAUUGCAGAGCAUUCAAAUUUCUCUGUAUUGGUUGCAUCAGGUUUGAGUGGACUAUACUCUGUGUUACCAAAUAUAUUAGAUGACAUUUUAGUACCUGACUGGCAUAGGUUUACUCCAGAUGAUGUUAAUGAAAUCAAGGGUCUCUUGACUUUUGUGACUUCUUUGGAAUUCAGCAAUGCAAUAGCACAAGUAGCACAUCCUAUGAUACGAAAGCAACUCCAAGAGUUUUUAUAUAGAGGUUUUUUGAUACCAGUAUUGGGGCCUGCCUUAUUACAGAGUAAUGUUCAAGAACAAGUGGCUGCAACUGCAUACCUUGAACUUAUACUUAGAACAGUCACAGAACCAGGCUUGCUGCAUUCUUUGCUACAAUUUUUACUCAAAGUGGAUUUUGAUGGGCAAAGACUACUGAAUAUCUUGAUACAUAGGCUAAGUUCUGAGAAUAGACAAUUGUGUCUGGUUUCCUUGGCUGUGUUUGAAUCUAUGGUUGAUUUAGACUGUGAGGACCUAAUGUUGGAACUUGUCUUCAAACAUCUGCAACCUUGUUUGCAUCUUAUGCUAUCACAAAGGAAAAUACUCUUGCCUUUGGAUCCAUACUGUCAGAGCUUUGAAAAACUAUUGACUCUUGCCCCCAGAUGUUGUCAAAUAAUUGAUGAUACUAGUAAUGAAGGAAACAGCACUCAGUGGAAUGCACUGAAACACAAACAGAGCCUUUAUGGAAAGUAUUAUGCAUAUAUUUGUGAUGCUAGAAAUAAGAUUGGAAGGUGCCAGAUGGCUUGUAUGGCAUGGAAUAACUCUUACUCAGGAGAAGAUGAUGUUUUUAAUAACUCAGAAAACUCCAGUAGCAUAUCACUUGAAAGAAGCAGUGGCUAUGAUAGUCUGAACCUGAAUUUGGAGGAAACAAAAAAAGCAGAAGAAUACUGGAAAAUUUCUAGCAACUUCAAACCCAAGAGGGAUACAUCAACUCCUACAAAAAUUGAUGAAAUUGAUCACACUAGUCCUUCAGCUGGGCCGUUUCUCUCUAUCUUGUUGGAUAAAUUGAAGAACUUCUUGUCAAAUUCUGUUUAUAUCAAUUUGCAUCUAACAGGAUUAAUUUCCAGACUUGCUGCAUACCCCCAACCUCUUUUAAGGGCUUACUUAUUAGACCAUAGCUUAGUAUUGCAACCAAAUGUGCCAUCUCUAUUCACAAUUAUUGGGGACUUGAAGCAAAAAAUUGAUGAAUAUAUGUAUCGACAGCCAGACCACUUGCAGUUAAUUAAGUAUGCUCGAGACUGCCUAGUAGACAGAGAGAUUAUGUUGGUAAACCUGAGGAGAUAUAAUACAGAGCAACGGCCGACAAAAAAGAAUGAAGCUAAUGAGGCUUUCCAAAGGAACAGUGCAAAGAGAAGAAGUUUAAAUAUCCCUCCAAUAAGCAGUCUUUUCAGCAGGCGACCCAGUCAAGUGGAAAACAGUGUUCCUCUAACGGCAUCCGUGGAAGAAGUGCAAUUCAAUUUGAUUUAUCCCAAAUUCAAUGAAGGUCAGCAUGUUGCCCUUUGUGCAGUAUUGUUGGAUGAGUGGGCCAAAGAGUUAGCAGCCCUUGCUCAGGAACAUACUGUAGCUCAACUCGCCAUGCUUUUGAAAUAGCUUUGAAGGUGUAUCAGAACCCGUCAAAAAAUUUCGGCAACAAGCAAAAGUUUGCCACUUAUGGAAAAAUUCAAAUUAUUGAUAAUUUCAUGAAAAUUUUAUGAAAAAUAGUUUUGGAAGUUCUUGAAACAUGUGUUUUUUCCUAUGGUGCAAACAUUUAUUACUGGUCACCAUCAGAAUCUUUUUCAUGACCUCAUUGAUAUAAAAUUUAAACAUUUAAUGAGUGAUCAUAGAUGAGUGAUAGAGUUUGGAAUUUUCUAUUACAACAAAGUUAUAAUCCUAUUUAUGUGAAACAGUGAAAUAAGGUCAUUCAAACAUCUAAUAUAACAUCACAGAAUACCCAACAAUUGAUGUUGGGUAUUCUGUGAUAACAUUCUACUCAAUUCAGUUACCUUCUAAUCUUGUUGGCAGAAAUGUUGGUAAAUUGCUGCAAUCAAAUGUUUGGAAAUUAUCCUUAUUGUUCAACAAAUAUCCUCUCCUGAUUGGUAUAUAAUCAUUGAAAUCUAAUCAAUGUUUUUCUGUUGUAUUAAAACUAUAGAGGAUGGAGACUGUUAUCACCUAUCUACUUAUGGUUUGAUUCAGAAAUGAUGUGAUGAAUAUUUUUCUCAGAUUAGUCUACAAUCAAAAGCAUGAGUAAAUGUAAACAUUGAUCAUUUGUUCUGUAUCCUUUUUUAAUUACUUGAUUGGUUUAAAUGAAUUCAUAAAUCUGAAUUACAAAGUACUGAAGAAAUGCACAAAAAAUAGUUCUGCUGAUGGUGAUUCUGCUGAUUGGUGCACUUUUAAUGAUAUUUUAGUUUUCAAUGAAUGAUGAAAGAUUAGGAAGGUCACCUGUAAAUUAUUUUUUAUAAACCUGAUGGAAAAUGUCUCGAUGAUAUGUUAUUUUUAUGAUUUCACAUCUUUGCUGUAUAAAUAAGAAGUAAAACAUUCAUCAUUUCUUGCCUGAAACCUGUAUAUAUUGCAUAAAGUAACGAAACUUCCUUUUCUUAUCUGUACCUAUUAUUUUUGACGGAUUCCACAGAUGAAACUGGUUGUUUAUAUCUAGAUAGUAUAUAUUUUAACAUAUUUAAUUUUUACUAGUGAUGUUAUUUAUUGUUAUAAACUAGUUUUUGUUUUUAUGGAUUUAGACAAUCCUAUUUACCAACUGUCUUAUUUAUUUAUAUAUUUCCAAUGAAAAAUAUAAGAUUGUUGAGAAAGU